Ostrinia nubilalis (European corn borer) is the source of this 2800-nucleotide messenger RNA. RefSeq lists its product as uncharacterized. The record is from RefSeq and is a predicted model, not a curated record. The coding region runs from base 351 to 932 and encodes 193 amino acids. NCBI's taxonomy places the organism in Eukaryota, Metazoa, Arthropoda, Insecta, Lepidoptera, Crambidae. The transcript has 4 exons.
AAGUAAAACAUACAAACAAAUAGUUGCAUCUAUAGCCAUUGCAUUAUCAGCUGUGCACAGAAUUCUUCCAUUUGGUCUGUGACAUUUACAUUUUUAUUUCCGGGUAACUAUCUGUCAAGUUACAAUACGACGCUCUGCCAUUCGCUCAUCGCUCCCCCGUCAUCUAUUCAUCACGUCCGUCUUUGAGAAACGUUAUUUCCACGUGUUGCCACGUACCUAGUGAGAACAAGACGCAUAAUGACCCGCCACUCUCCACGCACCAAGAACCUGUGAGACUGACAUGCCUUCUACACGGCUGUCGCGAGUUACGUAUUCCGCCAUGGCGGCGACAGCACAAACGAGGGCACAGCAUGAGUUUUGGAAACUCCACGGACUGGCCGGCGCAUCAAUCCACCCUCAGCUGCCCACAGUUCCGGAAGUGCACUAAACGGUGGGGCAAGCAACGAAUAGCCGUGAAUUUGAUCGAGCCACCCCCGUGUGCUUACAGGCAGCAUAUGGGAAAGAAGGAAUCCGCAGACACGGAAAAAGAAAAAGAGCACGAAUCCAGAGGCGGGCCAGUACAUCUAUGCCCCCCUCAGGCGCCGCGCAGAUCCGAGAGUGCGCGCAGCGGCGGGGGCAAGUCAUUCCAGCAGCGAGAAGCGGCGAAUUUGAACGACCCGCGAAAGGCAGACGUCCGAUGUCUAGGAGUUAGAAAGAUAAUCGAAAGCGCGAGAGAAAUCAAGCAAUAUGAGGGCGGACACCAUGCCCCGGUCCUGAGAAGCAAGCAGUCCAUCCACCACAUCCGCCAGAGCAGUUGCCGUGCUGUGACCCUUACGAAAACCAGAUUGCAGAGCAGGGAGCAAAUUGUGUUUUUCAAGGUAAUCAGUCAAUUGGUUGCACACUAUCCUCUCCAAGACCUUGGACAAACAUGGAAGGAGACUGACAGGUCGUAACUCCUGCAUUGAUGCUGGCUGGCCGGUCUUAGGCAGGGGCUUUACCACUGCUGUCUUCCAAUCGUCAGGGAACACACCUUCAAGUAAUGAGCGGUUUAUUAUUGCCGUGAUGGCCUCCAGUGAUUGCGGCAGUGUCAGCCGCAAUACGUCCAAAGACAUGCCGUCGCAACCCAUUGCGUUUGAACGCAGGCCUUUGAUGGUAUUCAUUACCACUUCCCUGCUCACCGUACUUAAUGUAAAUGAUGCCGACAUAUUAAGCCUAUUAUGUUCAAAGAAAGUGAGCUGCGAAAUACUUGACUCAUCCUGCCCAGGGACGUUCAAAAAAUGAACAUUCAAUUUGUCAGGGUCAUUAAAUGCGGGAGGCAGCUCAUUUGAGUCCCUUUUGUUUGGCAAUAUGGUGCUCUUAAGAUUUUUCCACAACUUCUUUGAGUCCCUGUAAUUGUUGUUUAUGUGUCUGUCAAAGUAACUUUUUUUUUCUUGUUCAAUUGCUGCAAUGACUAUAUGCCUCAUCUCCUUGUAAGCUUGCCUAAUAGUUGCUGUCCCGUGCUUCUUAAAUUUUCUAUGGUAGUUAUCCCUAAUGCGCAUCAUAGACUUAACGGUGUCAGUUAUCCAAGGGUGAGGAGGGUGCCUAAAUUUCUUAGUUUUAGUUGGCGCAUGUAGGUCCAUUAGUCCCAGAAUACAACUCGAGAACCCCCUAACCAUGUGAUUCACAUCAUUGAGACUUCCAAUAUUAUUCCAAUUAAUUAGCCCCAGAUCUUUAUCCAGUUGCUCCAACACAAUACUUUUUAGUGGCCUGUACGUCACCCACCUAGGACACGGCUUUUCCACCUCCACCUUGACCUCCGCUAGUAGCAUCGCAUGCCCCCCACGAUCAGGUGAAUGGCUCACCGUCACCUGUCCCGCCCGCAUGUCAGUGCACAUCACAUCGAUCAGUGUGGCACUGUGAUCAGUGAAAUGUGUCGGCUCACCAAUUAGUUGAGAGACACUCAGGCUUUGUGUGAAAUCAGUGAAAGCCUUACAUUUAGCACUACCACUAUCAAGCAGAUCAAUAUUAAAAUCACCAGUCAGGAACACUCCGUCCACCCCGGAGAAAGAGGUAAUUGAUUCUGUUAUAGCCUCAAGGAAUACGGACACGUCCUGCCACGGAGGUCGGUAGGCGGUGCCCACCACUAUCCUCUGACCGGGCAGCCGUACAUUCAGCCACAUCUGCUCCACAGUUGCCGUUCCAAUGGGAUGCUGGCUAAUCUUGAAAUUCAGACCCCUACGUAUAUAAAAACCGACCCCGCCACCCCGGCCCCCCCUGACAUGGCCAGGUCUCGGAGCGUGUCUGAAUUGGUACCCCACCAGUUUGGGAGCUCUGUCAUCCUCUCCCGGUCCCAGCCACGUUUCGUUUAUUGCCAAUAUAUCCGGUGCCAAUUCCUCCACCCCAACAAUAAAUUCUUCCUGUUUUGUGCACAGAGAGCCUGCGUUGUAAAGGCCAAUUAAUAAUUUUUUUAGCCCCAGGCCUGUGCGUUUGAUAAGUUACUAACGUACCAUAGUGCCGUGGUCACAGAUGUCAUUACCCUGGACUCAGUAUAAAUUAAUUUAUAUAGCAUUAAGAAUUUGUUUCUAAUGUCAUUAUAGUUUAUAAUUUUAUGGAAAUGUAUAUGAAUGAUAUAGUUUGACUGGUGUACACACCUGAUAGUACAAUGACCAUCCGAUACAGUGCAAUAACAUAGCCGCAGAAAGAUUAAAAAAAUGUAUUGACUCUGUCUGUAUUCAGAGCAACAUUUGUACUGUAACAUGAAAUCAAAAUUGUCUACAUUGCAUACAAGAAGUUGUGGAAUGAUGAGAAUAUCUGACAAUACAACCAACACAACAAUAAUUGA